CUGCACCACUGCCUGCACCCCCACCCUCUCCGCCACCUCCUUGCCACCCCACUCCUAAGACCACAGCUGUUGGCAGGGUCCCCAGCUCAUGCCAGCCUCAUCUCCUUCCUUGCUAGCCCCAAAAGGGCCCCCGGGAGACAUGGGGGGCCCGGUCCGAGAGCCGGCACUCUCAGUUGCCCUCUGGUUGAGUUGGGGGGCAGCUCUGGGGGCUGUGGCUUGUGCCAUGGCUCUGCUGACCCAACAGACAGAGCUGCAAACCCUAAGGAGAGAGGUGACCCGGCUGCAGAGGACUGGAGGGCCCUCCGAGAAGGGGGAAGGGUAUCCAUGGCUGAGCCUCCAGGAGCAGAGCCCUGAUGCCCUGGAAGCCGGGGAGAAUCGGGAGAGAUCCCGGAGAAGGAGAGCAGUGCUCACCCAUAAACAGAAGAGUGAGGCCUCCGGGGUGCCGCAGGGGUGGGAGGUGAUCAAGCCGCAUGGGGAUUUGGAGAUUAUUACCCCGAGUCAAGGAAAGCACUCAGUGCUGCACCUUGUUCCCAUUAACAUCACCUCGAAGGAGGACUCUGAUGUGACAGAGGUGAUGUGGCAACCAGCUCUUAGGCGUGGGAGAGGCCUGGAGGCCCAAGGAUAUGUUGUUCGAGUCUGGGAUGCUGGAGUUUAUCUGCUGUACAGCCAGGUCCUGUUUCAUGAUGUGACUUUCACCAUGGGUCAGGUGGUGUCUCGGGAGGGCCAGGGAAGGCAGGAGACUCUAUUCCGAUGUAUAAGAAGUAUGCCCUCCAACCCGGACUGGGCCUACAAUAGCUGCUACAGUGCAGGUGUCUUCCAUUUACACCAAGGGGAUAUUCUGAGUGUCAUAAUCCCCCGUGCAAGGGCGAAACUUAGCCUCUCUCCACAUGGAACCUUCCUGGGGUUUGUGAAACUGUGAUUGUGUUAUAAAAGGUGGCUCUGAGCUUGGAAAACCAGGGUGGGUACAUAUUGGAGACAGCCAAGAGCUGACUAGACAAAUGACAGGGAAUGGGUAGGAACAGAAGCCUCUUCUGGGUUUGACUGGAACCCUGGGUUUGACAG
Molecule: messenger RNA, 1062 nt
Organism: Diceros bicornis minor
Lineage: Eukaryota; Metazoa; Chordata; Mammalia; Perissodactyla; Rhinocerotidae
Gene: TNFSF13
Product: TNF superfamily member 13
Exons: 6
Coding region: 89-919 (276 amino acids)
Biological process (GO): positive regulation of isotype switching to IgA isotypes; immune response
Cellular component (GO): membrane
Molecular function (GO): receptor ligand activity; tumor necrosis factor receptor binding
Source: RefSeq, a predicted model, not a curated record